Messenger RNA from Toxotes jaculatrix (banded archerfish), 1753 nucleotides. RefSeq names its product endochitinase 2. Bases 161 to 1177 code for a protein of 338 amino acids. The transcript has 10 exons. The record is from RefSeq and is a predicted model, not a curated record. NCBI's taxonomy places the organism in Eukaryota, Metazoa, Chordata, Actinopteri, Toxotidae.
GUUCCGUAGAUGCAAGUAAUGCUGUGAAGUACUGAGGAAGAAGCACUGCAUGAAAUCAUCACCUUGGGGCACAGAGCUUUGAUAAAAAAAAAAUUUUUUAAAACAUUUUUUUGUACUUUUUAGAUUUUCCCAUCUGCCACUGCCAUCAAUCAAACUUAAGAUGACAUUGAUGGGUUCUUCCUUCUUUAUCCUGGGUUUGGUUGUGGCUUCUGCCACAGCACAAGGGGAAACAACAACCAUGACACUGUCCACAGUUCCAAUGAAAAUGAACAACGAAAUGACCAUCAAUAACGCCACCACUGUAAACGCCAACCUCAGCAGAGAUAUCACCAACACCACUACCAAUAUCAACCACACCACCACCCAGACCAGCGCCAUCAACGUCACCAGUACCCCCAGUACCACCAGUGGCAUGAACAUAACCAACGCCACCAGCACCAUCAUGCCCUCAACAACAAUGCAGAAAGGUGGUGUCACUAAAGAUGGCAAGGCUCCCACAGUUAAACCCAUUAGUCCUUCUAGAACCACGUCUGCUUCCACAACAAAAAGCAACACAAAGGACAAAGAAACCACUGACAACAGACGUAAUGCAGGAAGUAACAGCACUGGUAUUAUCAUCUUCUUCGUGAUCAUCCUUAUAGCUUGUGGACUUGGAAUUGGUUGGUACAUCACACGGAAGAGAGGAAACAGACGCUACUCUGUUGACUUCACUCCCAGCCCAGAUGGAGCCAACAUCCCUCUCAGCACUGUUGAGCCUGAGUUGCCUGUCGAUACUGUUCCUCAGAAUGGUCUGCAAACUUCUGAAAAUACAGAAGCUACUAAAAAAGAGUCCCAAGAGCCAGAGGCAAAACCUGAAGUCCAAGAGGAGCAGAAACAUGAGACUGAAGCUGACAAAUCUGUUGUUGAUCCCGGCGCUGAGUCUGCAGCUCCGGCUCCUUCUCCAGACAGCUCUGGGGACAAACCCAAAGAGGACGUCGUAGAGCAGAGUCCUCCUGCACCUGUGGAGCCGAGCACGGAGGAGAAAACUGAUGAUGAAGGCGUCGUGUCCAACAAGACCUCAGUGGAAUCGCUGAAGGAGACAAAUGAGAACAACAGCAAUAAUACUGACUUCAGUCAGGAGAGAGAUCUGGAGUCGAGCUACACCUUCUGGGACAUUCCCCUCAACUGCCCAGUGUGACAUUAUUGUCUCGCUCCCCCUGUCCUGUUCCUCAAAAACUUGAUUGAAGAAAAGACUCAUAAACUCAAGCGAACAAAGGACUCUUCUGUUCAUUCUGUGUGCAAAGCUUAGUUGGCUCUUGCCUUCUUGUUGGAAACUAGUUUGAUGUAACAGCUUUUUCCAAAUCAAAUAUCAGCUGGGCCCAGGUUUUACUUACUGAUUUCACUGAUAACAGAAUUUGUGUGUAUUGAAAAGUAUUUUUAAAUUAUUUUUUAUUAAUGACCUUAUUGAUGGUGAAUACAUGAUGUAAAUAAAUUCAUGUUGUUACUUUUCAGUAUUAGUGUAAAUACAAGCAUUGGCAGUGUACACUCACUGUCACUUCCCAAAGAUAUCCUCAAGUGUGGGCUUGCAACCUGGCAACCUAAAACUACUCUUCACACACUCUUUACAUUUUACAACAAAUUCAGAAUGCGGUAUGCGUUUGUAAUUUUCCAUGUUCUUCCCAUUCAGGUCUAUUAGUAAGUUUCCGUUAUGCUAAAAAAUUGCUAUGAUGUGAAGGUUAUUUGAUUGUAUUAAAUAAAAGUACUCUAACUUUGU